Messenger RNA from Brassica oleracea var. oleracea, 1814 nucleotides. RefSeq names its product serine/threonine-protein kinase RIO1-like. The transcript is spliced from 11 exons. Gene Ontology annotation, molecular function: protein serine/threonine kinase activity; ATP binding. The coding region runs from base 40 to 1665 and encodes 541 amino acids. NCBI's taxonomy places the organism in Eukaryota, Viridiplantae, Streptophyta, Magnoliopsida, Brassicales, Brassicaceae. The record is from RefSeq and is a predicted model, not a curated record.
GAAUCUUUCUCGCCGCUUCUCUUUAACCAAAACAAAAAGAUGGAAGAAGUUAUAGCAGAGCCGCCUCCGACUAUCUCUCCGGCGAUUGUGGAUUACGACGAGCAGAUGGAAGACGAUGACGACGACUCUGAUCUUUCUAUCUCGUCAGACUCCGACAUAGGUGAAGCUCUAGACUGGCUAGACGGCAAAAACGACGACGAGCUCAUCGGUGGCGGCUUCUCUCUGCACGCUCGUCGUCCCAACGCCCACGGCGGAAAUGGAGCUAGGCCUAACUCGGGCGCUCUUCAGCCUCUUUCUAACAAGGCUCAGAAGCUUUCCAGCCAUGUCCGCGCGUCCCCGUUGGAGGCGUGGGAAGGUAGAGUUGAAAUCGGGAUGUCGAACUCCGUGACGACUGCGAUACGUGGGAGUCUCAGAGACACGGAGAUCGGGAGGAGCAGGAACACUGAUAAAGCAGACAGGGCGACGGUUGAACAGGCGCUUGAUCCGAGGACACGUAUGGUGUUGUUUAGGAUGCUUAAUCGUGGUGUGUUUAAUGAUGUUAAUGGAUGUAUUUCCACAGGCAAAGAAGCUAAUGUUUAUCAUGCUACAAAGUCUGAUGGUGCGGAGCUUGCAAUAAAAGUGUACAAGACAUCAGUUCUGGUCUUCAAGGAUCGAGAUCGAUAUGUACAAGGAGAUUACCGUUUCAGACAUGGCUACUGUAAGCAUAAUCCCCGGAAGAUGGUGAAGACGUGGGCUGAGAAAGAACACAGAAAUCUUAAGAGGCUUCAGGCAGCAGGAAUUAGAUGUCCAGUUCCUAUACUUCUACGACUUCAUGUUCUAGUCAUGGAGUUUAUAGGAAGAGAUGGCUGGGCUGCACCGCGUCUCAAGGAUGCUGCACUAUCACUAGACAAGUUACGCGAGUCUUAUCUAGAGUUGAUAAUCCAAAUGAGAACAUUAUAUCAGAAGUGCAAACUGGUGCAUGGAGAUCUCAGUGAGUAUAACAUACUUUAUUUCGAGGGGCACCUUUAUAUAAUUGAUGUUUCACAAUCUGUGGAUCUGGACCAUCCUCUUGCCCUCACUUUUCUACGGGAAGAUUGUGACCACGUUUCAGAUUUUUUCAAGAAACAUGGUGUUGCUGUAAUGACCAUAAGGGAGCUAUUUGACUUCAUAGUGGACCCAACGAUUUCAGACGAGAAUGUUGAUAGCUAUUUGGAAGAGGUCCAACGGAAAGUGAUAGAGCGAGGAGAGCUAUCCGUAGAGGAUGAGAUCGCGGAUUCAGUAUUCAUGAAGUCAUACAUACCGAAGUCUCUGGACGCUGUGAAGAACCCGGAAGCUGAUGUGGAGAAGAUAACAAGCGGGCAGGACACAGGAGACAUGUUGUACCAAACAAUAACAGGGCUUAAGGAUGCUCUUCCUAAAGUAGAUGAGCAGCAAGUAAAGGUUGAUGUUGAAGAUAAGAUAGAGGAAGGAGGAGGUGAAAAAGAAGAAGAAAGUGAAAACGAAGAAGAGGAAAGUGAAAGUGAAAGUGAGAGUGAAGAGGAGUUGGGUCCUGAGGACAAGAAAGCAGCAAGGAAAGAGCACAAGAAGAAAGUAAAAGAAGAGAAGAGGGAGGCUAGGAAGAACAAGACACCCAAAUCUGUCAAGAAGAGAAAGAAGAAAAUCUCUAAACCCCACAAGACCCGUUAGUUUAUUUAUGUUCCAGAUCGACUCUAUUCACUUGUCCUUUUGUUAUUUAUAAAAUAUUUUAUGAGUUUCUUUCUUACAAUCUAAUAGAAUUGUGAGAGGAUUUGUGUUAGAUUCUUGAAUUUGAGUAUAAACGUGGGAUCGUUUCUCUU